AUGAUGUCUAAGAAGUGCUCUGCAGCGGAUCAGUCGGAGCAUGAUCAGCCUCCCAACCACUGUCAGGUGGACCGGUCCGCGAACGCAGCACUGGCGUGUAGGAACAAGAGCGAAUUGGGUCAGAGAAACGGAGAGACGGCGUCAUCCUCCCCGGAGAGCGGCAGCUUGAACGGAGACGGAAAGCGCAGCGGGAAAAGUCGCCGCCGCAAGAAACGCUCAUCUAAUUCCGUGAGCCGCCCCGAGGAGAAGGUGGACAGUAAGACCAAGACCGAAGAGAAGCCUGACAAAAAGCCUCAACAGUCGUCUGACCCCAGAGCCGGUCUGAUCGGCCUGCAGUCCGAGUGUGCUAACGUGUGGUUUGAACGCAGCCUCUACGAGCGAGCCGAGAGCCUCUACCAGUGCUGGUUGGCGAGCUCUUCCAAUGGGACCACCAAAUCAAACCGGUCACCUCCGCAACAUGGGAAACACUCAAACUCUCCAUCCACUGUGGCUCCGUCUUUCUCAGGACUGGCUUGCCACCAUGGCGAUCAGGUGGCUUGUCACCAUGUUGUCCAGGCAGUGUGGGUGAACAAGACAAACUUUGACCAAGCAGAACGCCGUUUCGUUGAAGAAUCCAUGCAGCCGUCCAUUCCAAACUCUCUGGACCUCCCAUCCCCUCCAAAUCGCUCCGCUGCACCCAGAACUCCCGAUGAAGGUUAUCAGUCUCUAGCUCCGACUCCUGCAACCCCUGUCGUCCAGCAGGCAGCCGUCACGCCGACCAAUCGACAGUCGAUUAACGGACUGCCUCGCAUCCCGGUGGAGUUGCUCAGGGAUGUGUGGCUGGAGAAACCGCUGUACGACCGCGCCGAAGCAGCCUUUUACCAGAACCUAUACGGCAACAAUUCCUCUAAACGGUCCAGCUGCACCUCCACAUCUAGAAGUAGCGACCACCCUCAAAGCCUUGUCGAAGAGGAGGAGGAGGAGGAGGAGGUGGUGGUGGAGGAAAAGCGGGAGGUCCAGCAGGGCAAAGCAGAAGUCUUUCACGCUCUGCACCCGAUCCAAGAGGAAGAGGAGCCAGCCGAGGUCCCCGAGAAGGAGGAAACGGGAGUCUGCUACUUCCUCCACCCAGACAGCGAGCGAGUGUGGCUGGACAAGUGGCGGUAUGAUGCUGCGGAGAGCCGUUUCUACGGUUACAGUGGAGAUAAAGCUGCUACCGCCGCAGUGGUGGUGGUGAAGAAGGGACGGAGGCCAGAAGCAGAUGCCCCGUCAGUUGCCUCCGCCGCCCCACUGAGGGACAACACCAUGAGCGCAGUCGACUUUCUGGCCCAGGAGAAAAUCUGGUUCGACAAAACUCGCUAUGACGAGGCAGAGAGACGCUUCUAUGAGCGCAUGAACGGGCCCUCGCAACCAGCACAGGAUGUUGGAGCUAACAGCAUUCUGCAAGACAUUGCCCGAGCCCGCGAAAACAUCCAGAAAUCUCUUGCAGGACUGAAGACCACACUGAGUAAGAGAGGGUCUGAUCAACCUCCCAUGAGUCAACACUCCCAGCUUAGCACCAGCAGCAGCAACAGUGCAGCUGAUCAAGGAGAACUCGUCUCUCGCAUCAAGAGCCUGGAGCUGGAGAACCAGAGCUUACACAAAGUGGUGGAUGACUUAAGAGCAGCACUUUCCAAACUUGAAUGUCGAGUAGCAGUUCUGGAAAAAUCUCCUGCAGCUGUAACUCCAGCUCCCGCUCCCUCGGUCCCCUACACAAAUGGCACUACCGUCCAGCAGAAGACCACCGCCCCAGUCAAAGAGGAGGAGGAGGAGGACGAUGACGACGACAUCGACCUGUUUGGCAGCGAUGAAGAUGAAGAGGCAGAUAAACUGAAAGAGCAGAGAUUGAAAGAGUAUGCAGAGAAGAAGGCAAAGAAGCCCGCCAUCAUCGCCAAGUCCUCGAUCCUAUUGGACGUUAAACCUUGGGAUGAUGAAACGGACAUGGCAAAGCUGGAGGAGUGUGUGCGAUCAGUUCAGGCUGACGGUCUGUUAUGGGGCACAUCCAAGCUGGUUCCUGUGGGUUACGGCAUCAAGAAGCUCCAGAUCGCAUGUGUGGUGGAGGAUGACAAGGUGGGAACAGACAUGUUGGAGGAGGAGAUCACCAAGUUUGAAGACUUUGUCCAGAGUGUCGACGUAGCGGCUUUCAACAAGAUCUGAUCCCAGUGUGUCUUUUUCUGUCUGUCGUCACGCCUUGUUUCUCUGCUGAUUGUGUCAACGGUUAAUAAUAAUAAAAACCAACUCUAGCACUGAA
Lates calcarifer (barramundi perch) is the source of this 2266-nucleotide messenger RNA. It is a transcript of the gene eef1db, whose product is annotated as eukaryotic translation elongation factor 1 delta b (guanine nucleotide exchange protein). The transcript has 9 exons. The coding region runs from base 1 to 2172 and encodes 723 amino acids. Gene Ontology annotation, cellular component: cytosol; eukaryotic translation elongation factor 1 complex. NCBI's taxonomy places the organism in Eukaryota, Metazoa, Chordata, Actinopteri, Centropomidae. The record is from RefSeq and is a predicted model, not a curated record. Gene Ontology annotation, biological process: translational elongation. Gene Ontology annotation, molecular function: guanyl-nucleotide exchange factor activity; translation elongation factor activity.